This is a messenger RNA of Symbiodinium pilosum, 511 nucleotides long. The record is from the annotation of a GenBank genome assembly. Lineage: Eukaryota; Dinophyceae; Suessiales; Symbiodiniaceae.
GCUAGGUUUCGGCGGGCGAAGCCGACGUUGGGAGGCACGCCCCGUAGCUCGGCUGGGCCCUGCAACUGAUAUCCGGGCCGGGGGAUCCCAUACCUGUGCCCUGGAAGUCUCUGGCACUGUGCGAUGCUGGGGUUGGGGCGAGUUUGGGCAGCUUGGCGAUGGGCGGACGCUGGAUAGCCUUUACCCUGUGCGUGUUGCACACAUAGAGCAUGCUGACGCCAUCUGCUCCGGUGCGCUUCACAGCUGUGCCGUAGAAGACGGCAUGGUAAAAUGCUGGGGCUGGGGAGAGCGAGGGCAACUUGGCAUGUUCAACGGAACGCGGCGCACGGAGAACAGCGCUGUGCCUGUGGUGGUCGAGGGCCUUGAAGACGUCACCGACGUGGCCUGUGGAUACCAGCAUUCCUGCGCCAUGCAUGGCUCAGAUGACAACCAGACGACCACCUGCUGGGGUGAAGGAAUCGAUCGACAACUGCAGCGGCACGAUGAGAUCUGGAUCAAGACAGCGCGGCGA